This is a messenger RNA of Oncorhynchus masou masou (cherry salmon), 1526 nucleotides long. RefSeq names its product histidine decarboxylase-like. Gene Ontology annotation, cellular component: cytoplasm. Gene Ontology annotation, biological process: histamine biosynthetic process; L-histidine catabolic process. Gene Ontology annotation, molecular function: histidine decarboxylase activity; pyridoxal phosphate binding. The record is from RefSeq and is a predicted model, not a curated record. Lineage: Eukaryota; Metazoa; Chordata; Actinopteri; Salmoniformes; Salmonidae.
CACUGAUCUAACACACUACUGUACACCUCUCAGCUGACAACUCUAUUGCUACAAGGAUGCAGGCAGAGGAAUACAAUCGUAGAGGUAAGGAGAUGGUGGAUUACAUCACUAGGUACCUGACCACCAUCAGAGAGAGGAAGGUGACCCCAGGCCCAGAGGUGAAGCCUGGCUAUAUGAGAGCGCUGCUGCCAGACAGCGCCCCCACUGACCCGGAGGACUGGGACUGUAUCUUCAGGGACAUAGAGAAGGUCAUCAUGCCUGGGGUGGUCCACUGGCAGAGCCCCUACAUGCAUGCGUACUAUCCAGCCCUGACCUCCUGGCCCUCCAUGUUAGGAGACAUGUUGGCUGACGCCAUCAACAACAUCGGAUUCACCUGGGCCUCAAGCCCGGCAUGUACAGAGCUGGAGAUGAAUGUGAUGGACUGGUUGUGUAAAGCUCUUGGUCUCCCCACCUUCUUCCUCCAUCACCACCCAGAAAGCACCGGAGGAGGAAUACUGCAGAGCACAGUGAGUGAGAGUAGUCUGGUAGCUCUGCUAGCUGCCAGGAAGCACAGGAUCCAACAGCUGAAGAGGACAGAUCCAGCAGACAGAGACCUGGACGACUCAGUGGUCAACUCCAGACUGGUGGCCUACGCAUCAGACCAGGCUCACUCCUCAGUGGAGAAGGCAGGUCUGAUCUCCCUGGUGAAGAUCAGGUUCCUCCCUCCAGACGACCACUUCUCCCUGAGAGGAGACACUCUGAAACAGGCCAUCCAGGAGGACAGGGGAGAGGACUGGGUCAUGCUGUGUGCCACUCUGGGGACCACGGGGGUGUGUGCCUUCGACGACCUGUCAGAGCUGGGACCAGUGUGUGCAGAGGAAGGCCUGUGGCUGCAUGUGGAUGCAGCGUACGCAGGCUCAGCGUUUCUCUGCCCUGAGCUGAGAGGACCUCUGGGGGGUAUAGAGUACGCUGACUCCUUCGCAUUCAACCCCUCCAAAUGGAUGAUGGUCCACUUCGACUGCACUGCCUUCUGGGUGAAGGACAAGUGCAAGCUCCAACAAACCUUCAGUGUUGACCCCGUCUACCUCCGACACGAAAACUCAGACCGAGCCACCGACUUCAUGGGUGUAGAGAUGGCGUCUGAGUCCCUGGUUAGAUGUGACCCUAACUUUGACAUGCCUGCUGAUAGACACCUUGGCUUGGUGGUCUUCUGUCUCACAGAAGGGAAUGCUCUGACUCAGGAGUUGCUACGGCGAUUGACGCGGUCCCGCACCAUGUACCUUGUCCCCGCCGACAUCGAUGGGAAACGCAUCAUCCUCACCGUGACGUCACAGCUGACCACCUCAGAGGACAUUAUCAGGGACUGGGACAUCAUUCGCAAAAUGGCCGCCGACCUUCUGGCCGAGGAGGCCGAUAAACAGGCGGUCAGUGAAAUGGAGGAGCAGCAGUCUCCAGUCAGAAAAACUGUUGAGAAGCUGUCAGAGACAAACAGUGAUUUGGGAAUCACACAACAAAAGCAGCAGAGGACUUGGCUGCCUCUCUCAUGA